AUGUUAAAUUUGUCGAAUAAUUUAAAAAAGGAUAAUGAAUUAUUGUGUUCUGAAUUAUUAAAAAAAUUUAAUAAAUGUGAAGAUAAGAAAGAAUCUUAUGCAGAAAAACUUAAAUCGAGUAAUACAUCUACUGUACCUAUUACAGUGAAACCAAUAAGGAAACAGUUAGGUGAUGACACUAAAAAAGACUUAAAAAUGAAAAUUAAUCCGUCUGAACUUAACGUGAAGGUUAAUGGUUUUCGAACUAGAAAUGAUGGCAGGGUUACUAUUAAAUGUGUUACUUCAAAGGAACGUGAAAUUCUUGCAAAUGACAUUAAAAAAAAAUUAAGUGACCAAUAUAUAAUCGAAACACCUGUGCUUCGAUACCCCAAAUUAUUCAUCUCGGGUAUUAGUGAAAAGCUAGAAAAUGAGGACCUAGUACUUGCCAUAAAAAAUCAGAAUAAUAUUAUAGUUCAACAUAUUAAAGUGUUAAAAGUCUAUGAGUCUUAUAAAAAUAAAAAAACAUUUAAUGCGAUUGUUGAAAUAGAUGGCAAGGCAUUUAAGCAAUUUAUGAAAGAACGUAGAAUUAAUAUCAGGUGGGAUAGGUGCAUCGUUUAUGAGCAUUUAAAUGUUAUGAGAUGUUAUAAAUGCUGGGGCUUUAAUCAUAAAGCAAGUGUAUGCAAAGAAAUUGACAAUGUAUGUGCUAAAUGUAGUGAGACUGGGCAUACUCAUAAGGAGUGCAAAAAUGUUUUUAUUAAAUGUGUUAAUUGUGUUAAGGCAAAAAAGACUCUUAACCUUCGUGAGCUGAGUACGGAUCAUGAUUGCAGAGAUGUUAUGUGUAAGACGUUACAGCGGAGAGUUAAACUAGAAGCAGAAAAUACUAAUUAUUAA
This is a messenger RNA of Teleopsis dalmanni, 870 nucleotides long. RefSeq lists its product as uncharacterized. Gene Ontology annotation, molecular function: nucleic acid binding; zinc ion binding. The coding region runs from base 1 to 870 and encodes 289 amino acids. The record is from RefSeq and is a predicted model, not a curated record. NCBI's taxonomy places the organism in Eukaryota, Metazoa, Arthropoda, Insecta, Diptera, Diopsidae. The transcript has a single exon.